AUCAGUAACUAUUUGAAAUACUAACAUUUCUGUCACAUUAAAUAUUCUUCACCACCUUCUUCAUUCGAUUCCCAAUGUAAGAGAGAGAGAGAGAGAGAGAGAGAGAGAGAGAGACUUGCACAAAUACAAAAACCAUUCUUUGCUCAGGCAGAGUUCUUGAUUCUUUUGUAAACUUUUAUCUGACAGUCACUUUUCACUGUGUUGAAGAGGUGAAAUAAGGUUAAAGCUUUGAAGGUUGUAGUAAGCUUUUUCUUUACUGCAAAUGGGACGAAACUGCGGCCAAGGAGGUGGAGCAAUCUUUUCCACUAAGUCAAAGAGAAAAGCAAAUGGAUGCAUGGCUGCUUUUUAUCACUUGUUUGAUUUCCAACAUCUCUACUUCCCUUCUCAUCAUAAUCUCACCAUUGAUUCUCCUUCCAGGUCAAAAGGCUUGAAGUUAAUAGAAGAGUCUCCACUAUCAACAGUCUACAAGGACAAACAAAGUUUGAACAUUCCUGUAAGCAUGCGAGUGAGAACAGAGACAGGGACAAGGAGUUCAAGACUCAUUGCGAGUGAUACUUCCACCACUUCUUCAUCUGAAAUGUGCAACUCACCAGGCAGCAAAACACCAAGCUUGGUGGCUAGACUAAUGGGUCUUGAUCUUCUUCCUGAGAAAACAGACCUUAACAAGCCACUCCCAAGUCUUCAGACAAUGGCCCAUCAUGGAACAAGUCGUCUCACAAGCCAUAGACUUUCCAAGAAAGGCACACGCUUAGGUGGGACCAGAUCUUUACCGGAGAGUCCCAGAGUCUCCUCUGCUCGGAAAUCUGAUUUCGACAUCCAUCGCCUCUCUCUCCAGCUGAACAAGCGUGAAGAGUUUGGCUGUUCAAGGCUGAAACAGCAAGAUCAAGAGGAGAUUCAGAGUCCAAGGCAGAUUCUGAAACAAAUCAAAGAGAGAGUCGUCACCAGAAGAGUCGUGGGUAUGGAUAUUACAAACUCGGUGAAGAACAAAGAAGCAAGACCAUUACAAGACAUUAACGAGCUUAGAAGAGACACAUCAAUUUCUUGCUCACCAAGAACCAGGUUUUCAAAUAAAGAAAACAAACCAAGCACCUCAUCUUCUUUCAGACCGGAACAAACCACACAUAAGCCGAAGCCGGAGCCAAAGACAACGAAGGUGAUCCUUGUUCCCGUGUCAAAACCCUCUGGAGAGAAACAGAGCAAGAACAGAGUAACACAGAAGGGAAAGAGUGAGACAAGGUUCACUCAACGUCCCUUAAAACCUUCUCAGACACCAGAUACUCGAAACAAGGCUUUCUUGUCUGAAUCUACAACAGGCUCUAAAGCUACCAAUCCCUUACACAAGAAGAAGUUCAAGAAAAUAGUAAAGUCAAGUGAUGUUGACAACAACAUUUUUGUCACAAAACCUCCUCAGAAACACGUACAUCGUGUACCUUCUCAAGAUAUAAACGAAGAAGCUGGAAUAAAAGCGAAUGAAACUGAGGAGAUUGGUCCAGAAGCUGCAGCGAGGAACUAUCAUGGAUGGGAGGAAAAAGGCAAGCUCUGUUCCGUCGUUGCGAGUUAUAGCAAUAAGCGUUGUUGGAAUAUCCGAGAGAUUGCUGCAGUGGAUAUUGAUAGUCUUCUAGAGAUAGAGAAGCUCGAAGAAGAAGGAGAAGAGAUCGUCGCAGAGUUUGAGCGGGAUAUUGUUGAAGCGCUCGUGCGAGAAACGGUGUCUGAAUUGAAUAUUCAGCGGAGACGAAGCUAAACGACAUCGGAGAAAAGACUUUAGUUAUUCGGUGGUUUAAAUGUAUGGGCUUAUAAGGAUUAUCUGUUUCUUAUAUGAUUUGCGAGUAACUAGUGCAUCUCCCACCCACUCUAUUGUUCAGUAAAAAUA
This is a messenger RNA of Brassica oleracea var. oleracea, 1870 nucleotides long. RefSeq lists its product as uncharacterized. The record is from RefSeq and is a predicted model, not a curated record. The coding region runs from base 263 to 1741 and encodes 492 amino acids. The transcript has 3 exons. NCBI's taxonomy places the organism in Eukaryota, Viridiplantae, Streptophyta, Magnoliopsida, Brassicales, Brassicaceae.